GGCUAAGGACUCAAUCGGCCUUCUCAAUCCCCCGCGUUUACCAAGCAUAACAAAUAAAAAAAACGAUAUAUGUACCUUGUAAUUUUGCUGAUGUAGAUAGUUAUGGUUGUAAAUUACAACCUAUUGUGUCUUACAAUUUUUAGAACUUCAUAAUUUCUACCAUAUUUGAAUAUUUACAUUCAAUCAAAAAGGUUUAUCUCGAAGCAAAUAAAUAGUGACCUUUAAACAAUUAAGCGAUUGGGGUAGAAUGGAAGGAACUACAAUUAAAAAAUGGGACUGCCCCCAGUGCUUGAAAACAUUUAAAACUAAAGCACAUCUAACCAGACAUAUCGUCACUCACGACCCAAAUGGACAAGUCAAAUGCGAGAUUUGUGGAAAAAUCCUCAAAAAUGUGCUCACUUUACACGCACAUGUGUCCGGCGUGCAUGGACCCCAAAGAAAGCUACCAUGCGACAUUUGUGGUAAGGAGUUUAGUUCGCCCCAGAAUCUGCGAGUACACGUAAAAUUCGUACAUUGCGCGACUUCACGAGUACGCAUGCCCUGCACGUUUCCUGGGUGCGGUAGAACAUUUCUCAGAAAGGCGAGUCUCGUCACACACUUCAAAACUUACCACGCCCAGAAUCCUCUCCGCUUUCGGUGCACCCUGUGCGAGAAGGAGUGCAAAAGUGUGGGAAACCUGGCCAAACAUAUUGCCUCUCAUACGAGGGAGAAGCCAUACCAGUGUGCCACGUGUGGGAGGAGUUUUUCGCAGUUGGGUUCACUUAAAGGACACGAGCCGACGCACCAAGAGAAAUCUUCCCGAGCGGUGUUCCCAUGUCACGUAUGUCGUCGGAAUUUCUUACAAAAAUGCGACCUCAACUUUCACGUGAAAAAUUAUCACGGAACUCCUGACAAACAUUCGUGCCAAUUUUGCGGCUACACCACGUGCAAAAAAUCACAUCUUACGCGUCACUUGAAACGGAAAAGCUGUUUUCCAUUAAGUUACGAAUGUUACUUCUGUGGACAAACAUUCUUCAACUUCUCCGUGCUGAAUGAUCAUCUGGGCAGGGUUCACACGCUGGAGAAAUGAAUAUUUAUUGAAUUGGGUAGUUUCAACAGUUGCUUUUAUAUUAUUUCUAGUUUUGUAUCAUACUAGUUUCGUAUAAAUUAAGGCCUUACGGUUAAUAAAAUAAAACUUGAGUUGUUUUUUGGUAAA
Molecule: messenger RNA, 1195 nt
Organism: Folsomia candida
Lineage: Eukaryota; Metazoa; Arthropoda; Collembola; Entomobryomorpha; Isotomidae
Product: zinc finger protein 260
Exons: 4
Coding region: 248-1069 (273 amino acids)
Biological process (GO): regulation of transcription by RNA polymerase II
Molecular function (GO): RNA polymerase II cis-regulatory region sequence-specific DNA binding; DNA-binding transcription factor activity
Source: RefSeq, a predicted model, not a curated record